Molecule: messenger RNA, 5848 nt
Organism: Cyprinodon variegatus (sheepshead minnow)
Lineage: Eukaryota; Metazoa; Chordata; Actinopteri; Cyprinodontiformes; Cyprinodontidae
Gene: urb2
Product: URB2 ribosome biogenesis 2 homolog (S. cerevisiae)
Exons: 12
Coding region: 51-4862 (1603 amino acids)
Biological process (GO): ribosome biogenesis
Cellular component (GO): nucleolus
Source: RefSeq, a predicted model, not a curated record
UACCUCCUAGUCGUGCCAAUCAGAAUAGACGGAAGACACGUGCGGCGGCCAUGGCUGCCAUUUACUCAGGUAUCCAUCUGAAGCUGAAGAGUCCGCAGACUUCAUGGGAAGACAGGCUGAAGUUAGCCCGGUUUGCGUGGAUGUCCUCCCAGUGUGUGCUGCCCAACAAAGAACAGGUUUUGUUGGACUGGUGCAGUCAUGCCCUGACAGGCUGGCACAGUAAGAAGGUGGAGCUGUCACAGGAUGUCUUGGAAGGCUUAUGGUGCUAUCUGGAUGAGGUAGUUCACAGUCGGAAGCUUCAUUCAUUCUUCAAAGAGGGAAAGACCGUAACUCUGAGGCUCAACAUGGCGCAGUUGCUGCUGGACCACCUGCAGGACUGUAAAGAUGGUCGACAGCCAGCGUAUUUGACCACCGUGCUGAGUGUCUGUCUGGGGAUUCUUUCCUCUCCCGCCCUUUCAUCUGUAUUUACCACAAAGUAUGAACUGAUGGUCAGUUUGCUGGCCAAGUUCUGCUUGGUGGCCUGCCAUGAGAUACAAAAGCAUACACCCAUAGAGCGCAAAAAAGAUACUAAAAUGGAAAAUCUUCAGCCUGAACCUGAUGCCAAUAUGGAGACCAUUGAGGAACCCAAGAAGAAAAAGACCUCAGCUAAUCUGUUUGAAGUCCUGCUUCAGGUACUCUCUUGUUAUAUAUCAGUGCAGCGACAACAAGCCAACCCGAACAGAGUCUUCAACCUGGUCACCAACCAGCUUAUCCAGCCUUUAGUGUUGCUCAGAUACCUGCUGACCUCUCAAGACUUUGCUCCCUACACGCACUUCCAUAUCCGUCAGCAGCUACGCAGAGAUGUCCGCAACAAGAUCGAAUCCAUCCUCCAGUUAUCUCUGUUCUCCUCCGAGCAGCUGGCAUCCUACAAGGCGGAACUCCUCCAAACCAAAGAGGACUCUGGGAAACGUGGUUCUGGUGGGAUGAAGGGGCCCCUGAUGCCUGUCAGUGCUUUGCUUUCUAAACUGAAUGCCCAGGAUUACUGUGAACCAUCUCUGUGCUACCCUGUGAAGUCUGACACUUUGUCCUUGAUGUUCAAAUUUUUUCUGGAAAGCUACGGGAAUGGAAAAGGGGAAAGUGAGGAGGAGCAGAGGAUGUUGUGUUUCUAUUUUCUGGCCAGACUGGUAGCGAUGUUGGAUCUUAAGGCUGAUGGAAUCUCUGUUCCCCAUGAGAAGAAACCUGUGCCAGUUUCCUCCUGGAGCCAGACUCUGCAGGCUUUGGAGUCUCUGUUUAACCAGGCUCUGGCAGCAGAUAUCUAUAACAUUGCUGCAGACAGGAUAAGACAUGGAGAAGUACAGCUCAUUUUUUACAGAACCGUGGCUCAAACACUCCUUAAUGAAGCUCAGCCAAGCAUCCCUUCCUGGUACCGGUGUUUAAAGGCACUUUUAAGUCUCAACCAUCUGAUUCUUGAGCCAGACUUGGAGCAGCUUCUGUCCUCUGCGUGGGUAGAUGCUGGGAACAUGGAGGCUAACGUGAAGCGGGCAAGACAGCUCAUGGUGUGCAGUCUCCUCCAGACCUACACUAAGCUCCGUCAGCUGCCUCACCUCUUCUCUUCGCUCCUCUCAGCGAUCUGCAAGCCAGGUCUGGAUAAGCACCGCCCUCCUCUGCUCCCAGAGGGCAUAUCAGCUUCUCUCAGGACUUGCCUUCUGGACUCAUCGCCUUCUCAGGUCCUGGAAAUCUGUUCUUUAGUGCUGCAGAACAUCAGGACCAAUUUACUGCCACACUUGGUGAAGGAGAAAGGAGACGGAGAAGCGAUGGAGAUAGAUGGAGGAGACCGACAGCAAGAGAGAGAAGCAGCAUCUCUGAAACUGUCCAGUCUCUGUCAGCUGCUUCAUGUGGUUUUGUUUAACCUGAAAACUCUGGAUAAUUCUUCUCCGAUUCUUCUCAUCAGGCAGAGCAAAGCCUUUAUGGAGGAGAUGCAGCAGCCUAUUAAAGACCUUCUUCAUCUGUCUUUAAAUUCAAAUGACACUUCUGCUCUGAAGACUCCAAAGAAAGGAAAAAAGAAAGCGUUGAAAGCAUCCCUCUGGGAACAGAGGACCCAGGAGGCCGCUCUCCUGCUCAGAUAUACCUGGGUGGAGGUGGACGUUCUUUUCCACAUCCACUGCAGCAAAUACACGACUGUGGACUCAUUCCUGACGUCCACUGAGGAAGAGUCUGUAGCAUCACCUAUUCUAACCCACAUUGGAGAUCUUAUAUCAGGUGCUUUCGUACAAACACGUCUCCACUCGUCUCCAUCCUGCAGCCCCAUGAGUCGUUUGCUGCUGAAGCUCCUCACUCUGCAGCAGAUCAAGAAGGUUUUACUGGAUAACGCUUUACUGGGUGAAAGCAGCACCACCGCCCUACUAAAGAAGGCAGUCCGGUUUAUCGUAGAGAUGGAGGGUGGACCUGUCGAAGAGCAGGAGUGGGACGGUCAGAUAUGCAGCGUAGAUGGUAGAACGUACCCUGCUGCAUAUUGGUUCGUCGUUGUGUCUAAUUUACCUCUGCUGUGUCUCCAUCUGAGCGAGGAUGACAUCAGCCACAUAGCGCAUUUUUUGGUGGUCUCGUUGAUGCACGGAGACCUGGAGAGAGUCGAUGAUCAGCUUCCUGGAAGUCUGAGUUUCUCCUCCAUAUCGUCUCAGCUUGCUGUGAGCAAAGUAUUUCCAGAGCUGCCGUCUCUGUUCUCUGCUACAGUUCGCUCCAUCGCUCAGAGGAUUGUAGGUGUGCUCAGAGCUGGACGUUCAGCCAAAGCCCUUCCUUCGUUUCUGAUGGUUUAUGAGAAAGAAGCUGGAUCUGUUCCAUCAGAGAAUAAUGUUUGCCGGCGUGUUUUCUCCCUGACGAUAAUUGAGGCCAUAGUUAAAGAUAUCUCUGCCGCUCCUAAAGCUGGAGAGGCAUUGGUGCUGCUGACAGACGCUCAAACCAAGGAGCUCCUCAACCUGAUCCAGAUCUUAACAAACCUAAAUCCUGACGGGAUGAACUCUGAGGAUCUUUCCUCCAUCUUUCUUCUCCUCUUCUUUGUGUUUACCUCCAUGCAGACCGAGCAGACGGUUGUGGGGCCUCUUCAAUCUGGGGGGGAUCCUCGGUUCUUCGGGAAGCUGCUCCGAACUCUGACUUGCCUUCUGGAGGGAAACGGCUUCCCAGGUAUUUUAAAGCUCAUUCAUGGGGGCACCCUUCUGCAGACGGCUCUGUCAUCUCUCCUGUGGCACAGCAGCUGCAGAAAACCAGAGGCCUCAAUCAGCUCUGAUUGGCUGGAUCUAGUCAGCGCUGCACAGGGCUUCAUUAAAUCAUUGGUGCAGCUGAUUAUAACCAGAAAUAGCAGCAUUAGGCUCAACCUGGAUCAGUUUGCUUCUUAUGUAACCAGUAAGGAAACAGUGAGCAGGCAAAAUAAGCAACUAAGCUCUGAAGUAUCCAUGUUGUCUGUCCAUAUUCUCCUGGCCUCUCUGACCUCCUUCUCUCAAACAAUGAUGUCUAACUUGGGAAGAAACAAGGCAAUAGAUCAGACUUUAACAGAAAUCCUCAGGAGGACAACAUCUUUACUUGGACCAACUCUCGAGUCAGCCUUAAAGUCUCAAAGGUUCUCUUCCAAAGCUGUAACCCAACCACACUGCGCCCUCGGCCAAGCCUUUAUUGUGGAAGUUGUGACAGUGAUGCUGCAGUGUGAACUGGCUGUGCUGGAGGCGCAGCUGAAGAACAAGCAGACAGCCCUGACUCACAUGAACCUUUAUCAGGCCAUCUGCCAGCAGAUCCUGAGAGAAAUGAGUUCAGCCUCGAGGCCCAUGGACUUCCUGGUCUGCUCGCUACGCUUCCUGUCAGCUUUUUAUAAAGCAAAGGAGAAGAAGCAAGGAGAGGAGAUGGAGGAGCUCUAUGUUCAGAUAAUACAGAACGUGAACCAACUCCUGAAAGCUCCUUGGCUGUCAUUGACUGACACUGCUGAGCUGGAGCCAGCAGUACAGGAGCUGCUGCGCCACCUUGUGGAGAAAAAUACCACAAGGCAGUUCAACAUGCUUCUGCUGAUGAUCAGAGACGGUCUAGAUGUCAGCAAGCUGAGGGCAGGAAACUGGAAGGAGGUGCUCUCAGCUGUAAUCACUGUUAAGCUGCUGUCCAGCUGUCUGCUACCAGAGACCUGCUCCAAAGCUCUGUGGCUCAUCGCUCCGCAGAUCAUUUCUGCCAUGGUGUUCUUGGUGAGAUCGUCCAGUCAGGAUCUCUCUUUGACCCUUCCUUUUACCGUUCCCACGGUAACAUCCCUGACAUCAUUGCUGCGCCAAGGCGAGGGUCUGAUCGGCAACCCGCAACAUGUGAUUCAGGUCCUGGAAGCGCUGCAGUCGCUGCCUUUAGACCACUUGAGCCCAACCGUUUACCACUCUGCAUUCCUGUCCAUCCAUGAGGCGCUGUUUGCCUUUAUCAAGAGCCAUCCUCAGGUGAUCUCCAAGGCAGCUCCGUCCUUCUUAAACGUCUUCUAUCGACUGGUGGCGUCCAUCAUGCUGGAGGGUCGGCAGAGAGGGGACACAGACGCAGGUGCGGAUAGUGACGUGUAUUUGCAGUGCUCCAGACUGGCAGAGAGGAUGUACUCUCACAUUGCUGCCACACCUGAAAGCUUCACUGCAUUCCCAGCCUUUAUUGUGGCUCAAUACGUCACAGAGCUGCAGAAGGUUACCCUGCGGCCAGACAUCAAGCUGCAUCUGACUGAAGGCAUCUACUGCAUACUGGACCUGUGCAUGGAGCAGGAUAUCAAGUUUCUGAGAGCCGGGUUAAAUGCGGGGGUCAGAGAGGUGUUCAACGAGCUGCACAGCAACUACAUUCACUACCACAAAACACAGAGACAUGGAGAGGACAAGUACACAGUCUGAGUCACCAAAAUGAAACAUGAUUAGAAACGAAUGAUCUGCAAAAAGUUGAAAAGGUCACUGAAGACUGGAAACUUUGAAACUUGACAUUAAGUUUUUUUUUUCCUUCAUUUUUCCUUCAGGCACAGCAGUCGACAAAAAUCAGGGUCACCACAUUUCGGUUCAAAUUCUCAACGUCCAUAAACCCUUUAACCGCAGGGCUUACAGUCCUGUCAUCUGUGUGCUUUUUGAAUAGAGCUGCAAUCCAAAUAUUUUGACUUCACUAGUGUAAAAAGAUCAGUUUUGAUAAAGUCCUCACUGUAACCAGUGAGGCUGAGACUGCAAAUCACUGAUGGGACCCUAUGAUUACUGUGAUGCGGAAUUUAACAAAUAAAAAUAAACACAGAAUCUCAAGAAAUUCACUCUUUUGGGCAGGGAGUAAUAUGUAUGUUAGCUCUUUUGUCCACUGCCUGACCCCAUAUAUAUUUACGCGUGGCAGGCUCUUGUUUCCACAUUGACAGGUAAAAGGUCAGCAAUGUUAACAAGUCACACAGAAAAACCGAAGUCAACCAGAAAAAAAAACUAUGUUAAACUUAUUGCAAAGUUUAGGGCAGAAUAAUAUCCCUAUGAUUUUUAUGAAUCUGGAGAGCAACUUUUCUGCAAGUUUUGUCAACACAACUGGAAGCAUAAGAACAUGUGUGACAACCACUUAAAAUCAAGAAAUAACAUCAGAAACAGAAAGCAGAGGGAAGCCAGCGCAAACCACACACACCUGCAAACUCUUGAGCAUUCAAGAACGUCAGCAAAAGCGAGGCUUGAGUUUAUUUAAGAUAUUGUUGUCAUGUGCGCAGAAUUAGACAUUCCUUUAGAAAAAAAUUGAAACAUUGUCCAUUUUUCAAAUUUAUUUAAACGACAGUUUAUUCUAGAAGACAUGAUGUAGAAAAUCAGUCAGCUUUUUCUACAUUUUACGGAUAAAUGCAACGGGUUUGAUUUUCAGCAACCAUUAGUGG